AUGUUCGUUGAGGCCGGAAUGGGGGAGACUUGCGGAGGUAUUUUUUUAACGCGACUGACAGUUAACUAUGGUCUUGGACCAUAUAUUAUUACUUACUGCGUUAUGUAUGGACUUGGUAAUGGGUUUCCCUAUUCUGUCAUAUUUCAAGUUGCAUCAUCUUGGUUUCCCGGAAAACGAACUACCGUUGUCGGGAUAAUUUCAGCAGGCCUGGGUUUAGGAGCUCUGGUGUUUACACCUAUACAGACCGAAAUAAUAAAUCCCGAUGAUCUGCAGCCAGAUGCAACAGGAAAAUAUCCCGCAGUCGUCAAUCAGCGCGUUCCCAACUCUUUCCUCAUCCUUGGAGGAAUCCUUCUUGGAUGUCAAUUGAUCGCAUUACUCCUUUUAAGAAUGCAUACCGAGCUGUACGGUCUUGAAAAUAAUUUCAAGGAUACCUUUCUCGCCGGCAUCGUUAUGGGCGGUUCUAUUUUCAAUUGCAUCGGCCGAGUUGUAUGGGGUCUCAUAACUGAUCAAUUUUCAUACAAGGGCCCAAUGAUGAUGUUCCUUUCCAUGUGGACAUUUCUGUUUAUCACAUUUCCUUUUGUUGCCGCCGGACCUGCUGGCAUCUACCUGUACUCAAUCUGGGUGCUGCUCCUGUUUUUAAAUCUCUCGGGAAACUUUGUCAUUCUGCCUGGGGCGUGCAAUACCCUGUUCGGACCAAAAAACUAUGCCAUUAUUUACGGUCUAGUUUACGGAGCAGCUGCUCCGAGCGGCCUCAUAACCGCGGCUGUGACGGCACAGCUAAACCUGGAUGGUGCCUGGUUGCCCGUGUACGCCACGUGUGCCAGCUUUUGUGCUUUCGGUAAGCAAACAGUCUACAAUGAACGCUUUGCGUUGAUUAUUAUCGUUUGA
Molecule: messenger RNA, 888 nt
Organism: Dibothriocephalus latus
Lineage: Eukaryota; Metazoa; Platyhelminthes; Cestoda; Diphyllobothriidea; Diphyllobothriidae
Source: the annotation of a GenBank genome assembly